Pogoniulus pusillus (Red-fronted tinkerbird) is the source of this 4162-nucleotide messenger RNA. It is a transcript of the gene SLC25A32, whose product is annotated as solute carrier family 25 member 32. The transcript is spliced from 7 exons. Gene Ontology annotation, biological process: nucleotide transport; folate import into mitochondrion. Gene Ontology annotation, cellular component: mitochondrion. The record is from RefSeq and is a predicted model, not a curated record. NCBI's taxonomy places the organism in Eukaryota, Metazoa, Chordata, Aves, Piciformes, Lybiidae. Gene Ontology annotation, molecular function: folic acid transmembrane transporter activity; FAD transmembrane transporter activity. Bases 10 to 969 code for a protein of 319 amino acids.
CGCCGAGCCAUGAGCGCCCCGCGGCCCGCGUGCGCCGGGGAGGCGCCGUCCCCGUCCCCGCUGCGGUCCCUGCUCCGCCACGUACAGCUGGAGAACCUGGCGGCGGGGCUCAGCGGCGGCGUCGUCUCCACCCUGGUGCUCCACCCGCUAGACCUGGUCAAGAUCCGCUUCGCAGUCAGCGACGGCUUGGAGCUGAGGCCGAAAUACAAUGGCAUUCUCCACUGCAUGAGCACUGUCUGGAAGCAUGAAGGACUCCGAGGCUUGUAUCAAGGAGUGACUCCAAACAUGCUGGGAGCAGGAGCUUCCUGGGGGCUUUACUUUUUCUUUUACAAUGCCAUCAAAGCUUACAAGAAGGAAGGGAAGCUGGAAAGUCUCAGUGCAUCUGAACACUUAGUGUCAGCUGCAGAGGCAGGAGCCAUGACUCUCUGUAUCACCAACCCAAUCUGGGUGACCAAGACACGGCUUGUGCUGCAGUACAACGCUGGAGUGGAUCCCUCGAAGCGGCAGUACAGAGGCAUGUUGGAUGCCCUGGUGAAGAUCUACCGGGCAGAGGGCGUGCGUGGCUUGUAUAAGGGAUUUGUGCCUGGUCUCUUUGGAACUUCACAUGGAGCACUUCAGUUCAUGGCAUAUGAGGAUUUGAAACUGAGAUACAACAAAUACAGGAACAGAAUGUCAGAUACAAAACUGAGCACUGUGGAAUACAUAAUGAUGGCAGCUGUAUCCAAAAUAUUUGCUGUGUCAGCAACAUACCCCUAUCAGGUGGUGCGAGCUCGUCUCCAGGAUCAGCACAAUGUCUAUUCUGGUGUCUUUGAUGUGAUCAGCAGGACCUGGAGGAAAGAAGGACUUCAUGGAUUUUACAAAGGCAUUGUUCCCAACGUGAUCAGAGUGACUCCUGCCUGCUGCAUCACCUUUGUGGUCUAUGAGAACGUGUCUUCUCUUCUACUUGCUUUUAGAAAAGCAAAUGAUUAAAAGGUGUGGGCUUGUGUUCAUGAGGAAUCUAUCUUUUAUUGCUCUGUUCAUCACCUGGGAGAGCUUUAGUUCAGCAGUCUCCUUCAACCCUGGGAACUGAGCUGGUGGGUUCGAGGAAAGAACCUGGAGACGCUAGCACCCUGCCAACAGCUCCUCGGCUCAGUGUUCCUGCUCUGCUGCCUUCCUCUCCCCAUCAGCUGUGUCUGCUGGGACCAGAUGUCUCUGCAACUGAAAGAGUAGCACUGUGACUGGGUGAAGGCAGCUGUGCAGCAAUUCAGUUCGUCCUGGCCUGCCUGGAAUAGCAGACCAAACUGUUUUGACAAGCCUCAAGAUAACAGUUGGCCAGAUUCUACUCCUGCAGGAGUGGGAAAUAGAUGAAAGCAGCUCUGGGGGCUGUCAGAGCUCUCUGAAAGUCUUCAUCUGAGCCUCAUAAAGAAAGUAUGUAUGUAGCUGUUAACAGCACUCUUCUGACCCCACCUCUGUGUUGUCAGAUCCUUGGAUAUGGAAUGCUCCGAAUUCCAUUGCUUAUUCAACACCGAAAUGCUGCCUCGGUGGGGGGGUGCCGUUUGGAAAGUGGAGUCGUGUUGGAGCACAGCUGUACAUUCUUGGGUUUGAGUAAGUGCCAGGCUGAUGAAACCCACUUCUUCUCUCACACGAGGGCAGAUUUCCACUGGGGUUUUUGGCUGGCUUUUAGCACCAGACCCAAAGUGUCUCUUGGAUGCGUAGCUGCCACUUACUUCAUUCCUUGUCCCUCUUCCCUGCCUGCCCUCUCUGUCACUCGCUGAGCAGGAAUCCAUCUCUGUAACUGAAACAGCUGACCAAAUAUCACCUAGUGCUGGAGAGCAGAGAAGGAGAUCCUAUGCCCUUGAGCCAAUCUCACCUGAAAAUGGCAUGCAGUCAUUAUGGCUAGCUUUGGGGUUUAUGAUGGAAGUUUUCACCUGCACUUAGCUGAAGAGCAAAUUUACUGCAAGUGUAGCAUGCAAAUUACUGCACAGCUCCCCAGCAGCUACUAAUUUCUGCCUUUGCAGGCUGCUCCCUUGGGUUUCUGUGCUUCUCAGUACCCAGGAGGAGAUUAAUGGAACACAAAAGUUAACUCUGCUACCCAGGGUCCAAAAAAAUCUUUUGAAGACCUAUGAAUAAAUUAAAAGGAAAGAUUAAAAGUUGAGCACUUCCUGCCCUGGAUUAGUCUGCUCUUAGCCCAGAACAGCUUAGUUGUGCAGCAGGAUCAGUGCAAAGGCAGGCUGCAAGCAUGUCCUGGUUGCCUCUAUGAUUCUCUGUAUGUACACAGUCAGUUACUCUAUGUGAGCUGGCAUUCUGUGCAUUCAUACUACAGCUUAGCUCACAGUAACUCCUUUGUGUUCAGAUACCUCCAAACCUCUCCUCCCUGCCAAGGAAAACAUUACAGCUCCUCAGAUACAGAAUGCUGCCUGUGUGACUUGCUGGCUUGCAGCAGUUAUCACACACAAGCUACUUCAGACAUGCAGUUAGGAAAGCCUGAAAAUGCUCUGCUAGCUGCAGGUGUGCUCCACUCCUCUCUCAGCCUUAAGCUGCAGACAAGAGCUACCAAGGUGAGAGAAAAUCUUACAACCUCUUCAGAAUUAAUACAUAAAUAAAGCUGAGAUUCAAUCACAAAUUGCUGAAGUGAAUUCCUCAUCUCAGAUUUAGUGGGUUUUCCCUUCCAGUUUCUGGGAAGGAUAUAGAUUUCUGCAUGCUACACAUGAUUUUUCUUGUGGGUUUUUGGUUUAGUUCAUUCAUUUUAAUUGGACUUGGUGACCUAAACAGGGCUGUUGUUCCCCUUCAGAAUCUGGACAGCUGGGUUUAAUAAAGCAUUUGGAAGAAAAUACUUAACAACACUGAAGCAAACUGUGCUGGCAUGAUCAGUGAUGAGACUUGCCCAGUCUGGAAGAUGCAGUCAAGUAGCUGUGACAUCAUCUUUCCCCUUUAGCACCUUUUUGAAAGGCAUUUCAACCUGCCUUAUUUCUGUAUCCUCCAGACUAUUUGCUCUACCUAGCUUUUAAUUAACACCCAAACCAUUGAGAUGUACCUGAAUAGCUAAAUCCAGAACGAUUUUUUUUUCAGAGCAAUUAAAGUUCUGUAACUGAAAAGUUAUCAUCUGCAUGGUAGUAAUGGAGAGCAGUAAGAAAUGUUGCUACUGAAAUCCAGCCAUCAAAGGCCUUAGGGAAAGAGACCUUGCAUAGUCUCUUUCUACUGCAUUACUCAGAAUGAACUCCUGCCACAUCAUCUAGGUCAGAAUUAAGUCACAGAAUCACAGAAUGUCAGGGGUUGGAAGGGACCUCCAGAGAUGAGCCAGUCCAAGCCCCCUGCCAGAGGAGCAGCACCCAGGGCAGGAUGCACAGGAACACAUCCAGGCAGGUUUGGAAAGGCUCCAGAGCAGGAGACUCCACAGCCUCUCUGGGCAGCCUGCUCCAGGGCUCUCACACCCUCACAGCAACAAAGUUCCCCCUCCUGUUCCCCUGGCACCUGCUCUGCCCCAGCUUGCCCCCAGUGCCCCUUGUGCUGUCACUGCACAGCCCUGAGCAGAGCCUGGCUGCGUCCUCCCGACACUGCCCUGCACAGCUUUAGCACACACUGAGGGCAGCCCUCAGGCUGCUCUGCUGCCAGCUGCCAGCCCCAGCUGCCUCAGCCUGGCCUCACAGGAGAUGUUCUCUGCCUGCAGCAGCCUGGGGGCUCUGGGCUGGGCUCUCUCAAGCAGUUCCCCAAGGUCCUUGAACUGAGACCCCAGACCAGGGCACAAUAUUCCAGAUGUGACCUCACCAGAACAGAGUAGAGAGAGAGAACUUCUCUUGACCUACUCACCACAGCCCUUCUGAUCCACCCCAGGAUGCCCUUGGCCUUCUUAGCCACCAGGGCACAUUGCUGGCUCAUGGGCACCCUUCUGUCCACCAGACCUGUCAAGUACCUGUCCUACCUUUCCCUUAUGCUGCUUUCCAGCAGGUCAGUCCCCAAUCAGGAGCUUGCUAAGAGACUUGAGGCUGUGCCAGCAGAGCAUCCUGUUGUGCAGUCAGGUUGACAGGAGCAGAUGUUACAUACAGUUUCCAAAGACUAAAACCAAGACUUGAGGUUACUUAGCACUGUCUAUGAAGUCUUGUAACAUAAUCAAUGAUGUCUCAUAACUCCUGUAAAAUACCUGAAAACAGUUUGGUGAUCAAUAAAAUAGCCUGGAUUUUUAUAG